AUGGAGCUUGCCCUGCCCAAGUUUUUCGUCGGUCGCUACAAAACGCCACCACUGCUGCUACUCGAUUAUCACCGGAGGUUGUUUAAUUACUUCUUCAUGAAACAACUGCUCUCAAAAUAUUCCUUUUCUAAAAUGCAAAACUUCAUGCGCUAUCAACCAGGUAGCGAUACUUCAUUUGACGAUCACAUCAAAAGCAAUAACAAUAUUUGUUUGAACACCGAUUGUUAUGAUAAAAUAUGCAGCACCAAUUUUCUUACCAGUUUGAGUAAUAAGAGUGGCAGCAGCAAUAGCAACAGUAGCAGUGGCAGCAGCAGCAGUAGCAGCAGAAGUGUUGAUGUUAGCAGAAGCGAUGGCUGUGAGAGACGUUUGAGCUGUGGGAGUGCUGACUACUUUUAUGAGUCCUACAUUUCAACAUCAAACAACCAGAAGAACGUUGCUCGGGUCAGCGGAGGGGAUGAACAUUUUCGCGGUAUUGAUGUUAAUGAAGAUGUUUGUUUCAAAAUCAAAAGCGAAAAUGAUGACGAUGACGACGACGAGAUGAAUUUCAACCUUUUAAGUUGCAACAACUUCAGAACAUUCAUCAACAACCAUUUUGAGAACGGUUGUUAUGAUGAGCAGAUAAAUUCUAAUAAAAGCAAUUACAACAACUGCAACUACGUCGUCGACAGCCACACUGAGAACAGCUACACCGGCAAGAGUAACAGCAAGCACUCAAAUAACGACAACGACACUACUGCUAGAAACAACAACCUGUCUCCUCGACUGAUCAACAACUGCAUGCCACGAAAUCAAGCGAACAUCGUUCACGCCAAACUAAAGUACACCCAACAGCAACAGCAGCAGCAGCAUUUCUUCGAACUUUUGAAUCAACAGUACCUGCAGCAACAUCAAUGUCAAAAUUUAAAAAUGCAACAAAAGAAGCCGAACUACAAUCAUCAAUCACAUCAACACUGUCAGAAACAUUUAAAUCAACUCAGUCCAAACCACAACAACAACAACCACUACCAUCACCCAAUCAUUAGAUACAACAAAACGAUGUCACACAAAACUACAAAAACCCGUAAUCACGUGACUUCCGGAUGCAAUGUCAUCCUCAACGGUGACGUAAUUUUUGGAAAUGGUCACAUGAUGUACCAACGGCGGAGACCACAAAAAAAGAUUCCUAAAUUUUUGCUGGACACAAAUACGAAGAAGAUACUGGCGUGCGGCUACUGCCACUACAUCACCGACCGCAAGAACAACCUGAAGAGACACAUACUGGCCAUGCAUAAGAACGUCAAAUUCAGCGCUACACCAUUGAUGUCAACGUCACCCUUCAUUGGCCACCCGACGUCAUGGUCGAUGAUGUCUUCAAGGAUGGAAAGCCGAAAUUUGUAUCAAUGA
Messenger RNA from Helobdella robusta, 1383 nucleotides. RefSeq lists its product as hypothetical. NCBI's taxonomy places the organism in Eukaryota, Metazoa, Annelida, Clitellata, Rhynchobdellida, Glossiphoniidae. The transcript has 2 exons. The coding region runs from base 1 to 1383 and encodes 460 amino acids. The record is from RefSeq and is a predicted model, not a curated record.